ACUCUUGCCCUUCUGCGUGUGUGUGUGCCACUAGUCUCUGUGUCUUUUCGGGCAGAGAAUAGAAAAGUUGGGGCAAAGUCUGAGUCAGCUCCAGCAGCUACCAGACACUCACAGCAACUCCCAUCCACAGUGACAGGUUUCUUCUCUCUCUCUCUCUCUCUCUCUCUCUCUCUCUCUCUGUGUCUCUCUCUCCUUUUUUUUUUACUGCUCUCUCAUUCACUCACUCUCUCCCUCUUUCACACACACACACACACACACUCACACCACCCGUCACUCCUGGCAGAGGGAAGACAGGACCACAGGAGAACUGUUACACACCUUUACUCCCAGCUUACUCACCCAGACACCGCCAGACGCUUUGCCCAGGAUGUGGACGCUUCUCUUGGGGGUCACCUUUGGAUUACUGGCCUCCUCCAGGUCGGAACAACUUCAAGUGAAUUCCCGCAGUUGCAGUUAUGCCGGGGUCUUUAUGGCUGAGGGAGCAGGCCGUCACUCCCUGAACUCUGACAUGGCUCAAAAGGUGUGUGAGCAGCUGGAGAGCGUCUUGGCGAGUCAUGAUCAAGUCCAGGUGGCCUAUGAUAAGAACAUGCAAACAUGCAGGUACGGCUGGAUCAGCAAUACGAGCAUCGCCAUCCUCAGACACACAGAGCAUGAAAACUGCGCCAAGAACAUGACUGGCCUCAUUGUUCAGUCACAUGUAGACCCUAGCGAACUCUUCGAUGUCUACUGCUACGAUGAUAAAGCUGGGCCUGAGGAGAACUGUACGAAAAAAUUUGAAAUAAGGGGAGACGUAGCCGCAGAUGAAGCAGCCCCUACAACAGCAGAGGAUCAGGAGGAAACCACUCCAAAAACCCGGCCUGAGGAUGCCUCUGGUAGUGAGGGAAGUGACCCCACAGCAUAUCAUGAAGAUAUGAUGGAAACCACCCCGUCGGCCACCACUGUUGCCAUAGAGCGGAGUGUGGAUGAGCCGGAGGCUUCCACGGAGGGCCCCGGUGUAGAGGAAAACCCCUCUGGAGGGAGUGAGAAUGGCAGCGUGGGAUCCACUUUCACUCCUGGAGAGUUAGAUCAGUCCACUGGAUCUGGGAUGCAACCACAUGAGGAAGAAGGACCCGCCCCUACAACGACCCCUGUUGGAGAGCCAGAGGAAACACAGCCUCCCAGUGAAAUGGAGCCAGAGGAAGGGAAAAAAGAGCCUGACGGAGAGACUGCCAGAACAGAGCCCCCACGGAAGAAUGAUCGGGGACAGGUCCUGGCUCCUGAGCCUGAACAACAGGACAACAGCGGUUCAUCCAACUGGCUGGUAAUCUUUUUAGUGAUCGUGGCAGUCGCUGCUAUUCUUCUCGUGUGCUUAGCUGUUGCCAAAAGAAAGAGCUGGUGUGGCAAACAGCAGACCCUGAUGAUCACAGCCAAAGACGGUGGUGAAGGCAACGGUGCUGCAGCAUCAGCAUCCAGCUCCCACGCCCAUGAGAGGGAGCAGGAAAUGGUGACCCUCAUGAACAAGGAGAAGAUCCAGGAGAAUGGCAACACAGAGGAGUUCACCGUCAUCACGCUAGAGGAGUCGCCAGAUAAAGAGCAGCUGGCGUGAGAGAGGAUGGUAGUAGAGCCAGGCAGGAGAGAGUAGGUGAGGAUAGGGAGGGAUGGAAUCAGGAGAUGGUUGGGAUGGCUUGGGGCUCCAAACACUGGGGGGUAAAAACUGCUUUGGUGGUCAGCACUGGAUGGACACUGAGUAAGGGUGGGUGUUAUUAAGAGAGAUUGUCCUACUGAGGUACAAAUACUGUACUGGGUCUGAAGCUGUCGCCUCUCAGUGGGACCAGCGUGUGCAGCAUUUUGUUUGUGUGGUAUGCGAGGUUAGCUAGGACUGAAUGGCGGUCAAAGAGUGUCAUGCACGGUGGGGUGUCAUGCAGGGUGUGUGAAUGUGUGUUGUGUCUUUGUGUUUGUGAGCUGUACACCUUGUCAGGCUGGAUAGACAUGAGUUUUAAAGGGAGGGGGUGGCGAGGGUCUAAUUUGUAAAGAACACAUUGAUGCAGAUUAUUCUCUUUUUUAUAGUAUUGGUGGAUCCUAAAUUAAAGGGCCAUUCAGCCUAAAUGGGAAAUAAUGAAUCAAUGAUGAGAACUGGGUUAUUUUAUUUGAGAUAUACUGCAGAUAGAAAAAAAUAAUUUUGAACAAAACAACCCUUGAUGUUUCCCACAUGUUUCAUUUAUUUGUUUGUUUGCUUACUGUUGUAACCUUGUGUAUAUUUCCGACAUUGCCUGUGGACUGGAGAUUUUUUUUUUUUUCAAGACAACUGUCACUACCUUAAUUUAUGCAGCUUUGAUUCCCAUUUUCUCGGUCUCUGUAUAUAAAGUAUAUGUUUUGGAAAUGCCUUAGCAAUAGCUUCCAGUGCUUUUUGUUGUUUGGUAGGAAGGGGCUUUGUAUCCCUUUUUAAAAUAAAGGAAUGUGUCAUUUU
Molecule: messenger RNA, 2446 nt
Organism: Epinephelus fuscoguttatus (brown-marbled grouper)
Lineage: Eukaryota; Metazoa; Chordata; Actinopteri; Perciformes; Serranidae
Gene: cd44b
Product: CD44 molecule (Indian blood group) b
Exons: 8
Coding region: 368-1585 (405 amino acids)
Biological process (GO): positive regulation of ERK1 and ERK2 cascade; cell adhesion; inflammatory response
Cellular component (GO): basolateral plasma membrane; macrophage migration inhibitory factor receptor complex; plasma membrane
Molecular function (GO): cytokine receptor activity; hyaluronic acid binding
Source: RefSeq, a predicted model, not a curated record